Messenger RNA from Microdochium trichocladiopsis, 2704 nucleotides. RefSeq lists its product as uncharacterized. The transcript is spliced from 5 exons. The coding region runs from base 74 to 2242 and encodes 722 amino acids. Gene Ontology annotation, molecular function: DNA-binding transcription factor activity, RNA polymerase II-specific; zinc ion binding. Gene Ontology annotation, biological process: regulation of DNA-templated transcription. The record is from RefSeq and is a predicted model, not a curated record. Lineage: Eukaryota; Fungi; Ascomycota; Sordariomycetes; Xylariales; Microdochiaceae.
CCGGAAACGCAGACAUUGACCAAGCAAGGCAGUUCCCAUUGGUCAGACAGUCAAAUCCCACCCUCCAGGCACGAUGGCUCUUGUGUGCGCAGUCUGCAGCAAAACCUACCAGCGGAGCACACACCUGCGCCGGCACGAGGCCACCCACUACACUUCCAGCCAGUUCGCUUGUCCAUCCUGUAGCAAGACAUUUGCCAGGCGCGAUGUCUGCCGCAAGCAUGCGUCGGCCUGCCCAAGCCGUGCCAACGAUGUCAAGGUGGACACAAUCCCAUUGUCCAAAAGAGGCCAGAAGCCGCGGGCGUGUGCCGGCUGCUUUGUGAGCAAGCUGGCUUGCGAUCUUGGACACCCUUGCAGGCGCUGCACUGAGCGCUCUGUCCCAUGCACGUAUAACCGACAGCCCGCACAAGACAUGCUGAGGAUGCCGUCGGGGAGCUCGAUCUCAUCAGUUCAGGCGAGUUCCGACACGGACAACAAGGCAUCUAUCACGUUCUUGCUCGACAUGACACAUCCGUCUGCAGACACGCUCAUGGCGGUGUUCAACGAGGAACUGCCCGUGGAGCCUGAGCCUGGAUUCAGCACCACUCCGAUCACAGAGAUGUCGUUCGACCAGAUGGACUUCAUCUCAGACUUCCUUGCCCCACAAAUUGAGGAUGUCGGAGGUGAUGAGGACUUCACAAUGGACUUCUCCUCACUAGACGUCGACGAUUGUAAUGUAGCAAUGCAACACACCCUCGCUGCCAUCAAACAAGGCCUCCUCGAGACAUUCAACCACAACUCGACGCAGGUCUUCAUCUCAUCAGCGAAUGCCAGUGGUUCAAGCAACACCCACACAAGUCCUCCGCGAUUCGACGACGCCACAGCAGACACCCUUCUCCAACCCCUCCACGCCCGCAUCCUCGCAGCGACAUACUUCCGCACCACGGUCCCAGACUUCCCCGUCACCCACGAGGCGAGCUUCUCCCUCGAACAACAACACCACACCACCUGCCCGGAGCUCGUCCUCGCCGUCAUGAUGAGCGGCUCCCUCCGCUGCGCGCCGCACGACUACGUCCUCGCCGCCCGGAAACUCAUGAGGCUCUCCAACGACUUCAUCUUUGCGCGGCUGCAGGCUGUUGUGCGCGAGUUCGUCGACCGAAGCCAGCACUGCGAUGCAGCGACUCGACACGAACCACCAACUGGCGCUGAGCGACCGGGACAAAAUCAACAACAAGACACAGACAAGCGCCGCCGCACCCGCCUGCCCAGACUGGUCAUGGACGUCCUCGCCGCCGCACUGAUAUCAAACAGCGCGCUCGCCACAGUCAACGACGCAUCCGAGGACGCGGCGCGGUACUUGCGCUCGGGCAAACCGGCGGAGAGGCUGCACCAGCUUGCUUCUGCGGCGCGGGAGUGCGGGAUUGACCGCGUGCGGAGGGCAAGGCCUUUGUUUGGCGGUGGCGGUGGUCAUGUGGAGCCUCUUGAUUGGGAUACAUUUGUGUAUGAGGAAUCUUGCAUACGGAUCGCCAACUGGGCCGCCAUGAACGCCUGGCUGCAAGCAGGCUGGCUCAACGCGCAGCCGGCGGUGGGCGUGGCGGAGCUUAGGGCAGAUUUGCCUUGUCCGCUGGAGCUCUGGCAGGCUCGCGAUGCGGAAGAGUUUCAGGGUCUUAUGGGCGCCGCUUCUUCACGGCAGUCAAGCCGGCUUACGGGGUCGCCUCGCGGCGGAGCCAUGCAGAAUGCGCCACUACCGAGCUCUAUCGCGCAGCUCGCCGAGCUGAUGAUGGGUGAUGAGAGACAGUGGCGUGUGGUCGCGGAACACGUGAGGGCGGGGGUGAGCAGGAUCGAUUUGAUCAUAACGGUCAUCGGCCUGCACGCAAUCAUCCUGUCCGCGCGCCUCAGCUCGACCCUGGCCCAAGUCGCGCCAUCCCUACGCAUGGCCAUCACCAGAUGGCGAAGACUCUGGGAUAGCAUCGGUGUGUCUCUGGCCGGCACAGCAGAAGUGCCGCGCAGCACAAGCGCAAACUCGAUGGAACCGGUCAGCUUCACGCCAUCGUCACGAGAAGCAAAGCAGCUCCGCGGCCUUCACAAGCAUGCCGUCGGCCUGGCGUGGCUGGCCGCGAGCCUGCUCGAUCCGCGCACGUGGCACGACAAGCGGUUCACUGAGCUCGGGUAUUUCAGAAAUGUUGGGCGGGCUAGUAUGGCUGAUCUGCACGAGCUCAUGGAAGCUUGCCGAGGGUUACAGGGCGACUUGAAGAGCAGCGCGUGAUCAGCAGACGAGGGAGGUCACUUUACAAUGCUUCAUCAGGAUAGCUUUCCUUGCAAGUAGUAGUUGUUUUACCUCCGGCAGUGUGCGAAGACUGGUCAGAUCUAGCUGGUUCUGAUACUCGUCCUCGAAGUAGCUUGUUCCUCGCUGGCCUUCCCCCAGAACAAGACGCUCCUCACCAGCCCAGUAGCCGAGCCGGGUUGUGCACCAUCAUGCCAUCCCACUGCUCCUUUGCCAGCCACUCCUUGAUCAGCCCCAAUUCGGCGGCGGUGUCGACACCACUUAGCGGCGGGCCAGGCUCCGAUCCCUUGUGCGUGGUGUUGACAUGAGGCCAGUCGCUGCCCCGGACGAUGCCCCCGGGCGCAACGCGGGCAUAGUCCUUGACCACGGGCUCCAUCGCAGCAAUGUCGCCGCCCUCGACUCGCCGGUGCAGCGCGCCAAUCUUAACAGUCAGCUUGCCGGAAG